AGCAAGACGUGAGAGCGCGUCGGUAAAAAUAGUUUUUCGUUUUAUUAAGCGGACACCGCGAAAACAAUAGUAUUGAUACAAAACUACAACAAUGUGUGUGCUUUACUAAAGUGUUUAACCAAAAAAUAACCCAAUAUGUAAUACGAUGCUAAGCAUGAAUGCCGAUAAAAAGCACUUAUAAAACAGUCAGUGCAAACGUACAAAGCUGCCUCCCCCUCCCAUUACAUGCAUAUUUUGACGUUUGACGAAAGGGGAAAAAAAAUCACAGCACAAAGCAAUUAGAAUGAGCAUUCCGCGUGGUACCAACAGCACAACGCUAGAUCUAACGCCGCUGCUCGAUGCCAGCAACAACAGCGACGACAGCGACAACGACAACGGCGGCAAGUCCAAUGGCGCCCUGUUGAAUGCCUCCAGUGUCGGCUCCAAGGAGCUGCGUACCAGCCACAGAGAGCGGGAGAGGGAAAAAGAGGAGGCAGAUGCUGCACUCUUUGUGAAGAAGGUUGGCAGCGCCGUCUUCUAUGGCAUCUCCUCCUUUAUGAUAACAGUGGUAAACAAGACGGUAUUGACGUCAUACCACUUCCCAUCGUUCCUAUUCCUCAGCCUGGGCCAGCUGACGGCCAGCAUUGUGGUGCUGGGCGCCGGCAAACGACUCAAACUGGUCACAUAUCCGUCACUGCAGCGCAAUACGUUCGCCAAGAUCUUUCCGCUGCCGCUGAUCUUUGGCUUCAACAUGAUCUUUGGCCUGGGCGGCACCAAGGCGCUCAGCCUGCCCAUGUUCGCGGCGCUGCGCCGCUUCUCCAUACUGAUGACCAUGUUGCUGGAGCUCAAAAUAUUGGGCGUGCGGCCCACGACGGCGGUGCAGAUCAGCGUCUAUGCCAUGAUUGGCGGCGCCUUGAUAGCCGCCUCCGAUGAUUUGUCCUUCAACAUGCAGGGCUAUACGUACGUGAUGAUCACCAACGCGCUGACCGCCUCGAAUGGCGUGUUCGUGAAGAAGAAACUGGACACCUCCGAGAUCGGAAAGUACGGCCUGAUGUUCUACAAUUCGUUGUUCAUGUUUGUGCCCGCCCUGCUGCUCAACUAUGUGACGGGCGAUCUCCAGAAGGCCAUGGAUUUCGGCAGCUGGAAUGAUCCUGCAUUUGUGGUACAGUUUCUGCUUAGCUGCGUGAUGGGCUUCAUCUUAUCCUACAGCACAAUACUCUGCACCCAGUUCAAUUCGGCGUUGACCACCACAAUUGUCGGGUGCCUCAAGAACAUAUGCGUCACCUAUUUGGGCAUGUUCAUUGGCGGAGACUAUGUCUUCUCCUGGCUGAACUGCAUUGGCAUCAACAUCAGCGUGCUGGCCAGCCUGCUCUACACGUACGUCACGUUCCGGCGGAAACAGGCGCCCGACAAGCAGGCCAAUCUGCCCAGCUCCCGAGGAGAGAACGUCUAGUCUCUGGAGAGUUGGGAACCGCGUCGCUUGCACUGCUGCCAAAGCCAUAAAUGUUUUAUGUACCCAUAGAGAAAGAGUAUCGCGAAUUCGACUUGAGAUCAACACAAAAGGGAGCACAUUGUUAUCUGUCAACUCUGAACUGUACAUAUGUAGUUAUGUAUUUUAAAAAGUAUAUUUAUAUUAUAAGUGCUUAUGUAAUUUAAAUGUCUUUGUAAAUUUA
Messenger RNA from Drosophila novamexicana, 1652 nucleotides. It is a transcript of the gene frc, whose product is annotated as UDP-sugar transporter UST74c. Gene Ontology annotation, cellular component: Golgi apparatus. Lineage: Eukaryota; Metazoa; Arthropoda; Insecta; Diptera; Drosophilidae. The transcript has a single exon. Gene Ontology annotation, molecular function: antiporter activity; GDP-fucose transmembrane transporter activity. The record is from RefSeq and is a predicted model, not a curated record. Bases 284 to 1432 code for a protein of 382 amino acids.